AUGUCCGUCUCGUUUCGAUUCAAACCAAGCUCCUCGAACGGGAAAAGCUCGAUUUUCUCGGGAAGACCGAAGCACACGAUUUGGAUCCUUUUGUCGGCGAGGAAUUUGUGGAUGCCGCGCGGGAGGGCAUCUCCGGCCCGAAAACGGAGAACGACGCAGCCCAGCCCGAAACAGAGGAGGAGAAGGACAAUAGAUGGGUCACGUGGAUGGUGCAUGAUGUCGAGGCCCACGAUCGGACGGUGGGCCCAAUCUUUUCCGUCCAGGAAGAGGAAGUCCGUUUUGCAUAGGGAUUCGAAAUCUUUUGUCUUGAAGGUCAUCCCUUCGAGUUUCACCUCGAAACGAUCAGUUCUCAAGUACACGGUUCCCGCCAUUUUUUGCUUACGUAUAUUCGAUCGGCUUUAUAUUCUCUGGUGGUCAUAG
Striga asiatica is the source of this 420-nucleotide messenger RNA. Lineage: Eukaryota; Viridiplantae; Streptophyta; Magnoliopsida; Lamiales; Orobanchaceae. The record is from the annotation of a GenBank genome assembly.